This is a messenger RNA of Mastomys coucha (southern multimammate mouse), 670 nucleotides long. RefSeq names its product chromosome unknown C20orf85 homolog (gene Cimip1). The transcript has 4 exons. The record is from RefSeq and is a predicted model, not a curated record. NCBI's taxonomy places the organism in Eukaryota, Metazoa, Chordata, Mammalia, Rodentia, Muridae. Bases 107 to 517 code for a protein of 136 amino acids.
UCACGUGUGACCUACCAACCGGUCUCCCAGCAACCGGACUACAACUAAGGUCCCAGAGUCCAAGGCAGGAGCACUCGGGUUUGGGUUAGCGGAGACUGCAGGAGCCAUGGCGCAGAAACUGCUCAGCACCACGGCUGCAGAGCGCAUGAACCUUGUAGCCCAGGACGAGAUCUGGAAAUAUCGUCUGAAGGCCGAAAGUGAAGCCCGGCAAAACUGGCCAGCAAAGUGGGGAUAUUUAACAACUUCCAUGAAAGAGCUGCUCGAGGGUGAAGAAGAGCCACAAACCCCAAAGCCCAAGAUUGAGCUGCCCAGCCACUUCCGCGUCCAUCCAGUGAGCCCCAUGGACAAAUACAUCAAGAUUCUCCCGUCACCCCCAGUCCCAAAGACCACCCAGGGCUUCAUUGGAUGGCGAUCUGGGAUGCCAUCCCUGUACUGCUUGGAGAAGUACACAGAGAUCUGCAGCUGCAAAGGGGCUUAUGCCCGAGAGCUGUGCUGGCCUAAGCAAGGCGUACACUGAGCACAUCAGCGUCUGCCCCGGGCAGGGUGCGCACUGUGCCUGAGUGAGCAUCCCUGAUGCUUUGAGGAACAACAGUUUGCCGUGGGCAUUGCCAUUUGUUGGUGCUUCUAGCAUCUUUUGGCUAAAGUAAGGUAAAAUAGAUAGAUACCCUAG